Poeciliopsis prolifica (blackstripe livebearer) is the source of this 3417-nucleotide messenger RNA. It is a transcript of the gene prcc, whose product is annotated as proline rich mitotic checkpoint control factor. The transcript is spliced from 7 exons. Lineage: Eukaryota; Metazoa; Chordata; Actinopteri; Cyprinodontiformes; Poeciliidae. The record is from RefSeq and is a predicted model, not a curated record. The coding region runs from base 436 to 1644 and encodes 402 amino acids. Gene Ontology annotation, cellular component: nucleus.
GCUGCUGUCAAUAGCACAGGAAAAAGAAGUCGGCGGUCGUCCUCAAUCACUGGAUGAUGAAGGCGAAUGUUUUGAUGGAGUCAAGGGAGUACUGGGCGUAGUUUACGAAUGCAGAGUAACUUUAAAGCGACACGCUGUGUUCGUUUUGCUCAGUCGUAGACAUUAUAGUUAACAUUUCUGCAUCCGGGCAAGAAACUGCGCGAAGAUAGGUCACGGUGGCCUAGCUAGCAUUCGCUAGCUCCGUGCUUCCAGUUGAUCAACUCAGCCCGACUUUAAUGCUCUAAUCGCUGUUAUUUUAUGUGUUUAGCAUAGAAAGUCUUGCAUUAAAAACUCGGGUCACCUCACCUGGAAACACGCUUGUGCGGCUUUUUCAGAGCGACUCAUCCAUGUCCACUAGUUCCUCCAUAAUACUAAUCCUCGGUAGCCUCAGCAAACAUGUCUCUAGUCGCUUAUGGUAGCAGUGAUGAGAGUGACUCGGAGGAAACCUCGACCUCCGCCGCAGCUGAGAGUAAAGCAAGCGGGGGAGGGCUCUUCUCUUUCCUGCCUGCGCCUAAAGCAUCUGGAUCUGCAGCUGGAGGGAAGGAGGCAGCAUCCAGAGCAAAAAACUCUGCAGCAAAGGAAAGCACAGGCGGGUUCCUGUCCAGUCUGCCCAAGCCCAAGAAACGAACAGAGCCUGUCAAGAUCCCUGUGCCACAACUUCAGAGGCGGGAUUCAGACUCAGAUGAAGAUGAGCCAGUCCCAAAGAAGCUGCAAACCCAGAGUGCCGGUUCAGGUUCAGGUCUGUCCUCCAUUCUCCCCAAACCCAAAAACCUAACAGUGAAGGAGACGGACCGACCUUUGAUCCCUCACACUCUCACUAAGCGUCCAGACCCCAAAGCACCUAAACCUGGAGCUGCUGCUUCGGGUCUGAUCGGUUCCAGUGCGUCUCCCUCCGCCAUCAAAGCCGCGGCCAAGUCAGCGGCCCUGCAGGUGGCGAAGCAGAUCGCAGCAGAAGACCAGAACGAGGAGGACAUAACCCCUCAGAACUACUUUUCCCUUGAGGACAACUCCCAGCCUCUUCCUGACGUCGUCCCCAUUGUGGAUCCUGAGCCGGCGACCCCAGCCGAGCCCUGUCCUUACGUGGCCGCUGAUGAGCCGGGACUGUCGAACGCACCUUUGGACUUUGGAGGGAGCCAUGAGGGAGCGAGCGCAUGGGACGGUCAAUACGACCAGUAUCAGCAACCUAUGGCCGGCCCAGAGGCGUUCCCCGAGGGUUACUAUGACGCGCCGUACUACCAGAACCCCAACUCGGAGUUAGCAGAAGCCGAGCCGCCGGACAACUCCACCAUGUUUGACGACGAAGGGUUCAUGCGGCUGCAGGGGAAAAGAAACCGAGGCAAAGAGGAGGUGAAGUUUCUGGAAAUCAAAGGAGACGACCAGCUGAGUGGGAACCAGCAGUGGAUGACGAAGAGCAUCUCUGAGGAAAAACAAACCCGCCAGUCGUACAGCAAGAGAAGAGGAGACCAGCCUACAGGGCAACAGAGGCGAAAGCAUCAGAUAACGUAUCUCAUUCACCAGGCGAAGGAACGUGAGAUUGAGCUGAAGAACAACUGGGCAGAAAACAGGAUGACCCGGCGUCAGACCCAGGCCAAAUAUGGCUUCUAGAUCCUGUAUCUUUGGACUGCUGUGGCGUACAGACACAUCGUAUCCCAACUUACCGAUAUCCAGAUUUAUCCUCUUCCUUUAGGAGCAAAACCUGUUCCUUUCUUCCUGAUCUGCAGCCUGCAAUGUCUUGAACUGAUAAUACUCUGUUUGAUAUGGUGUUACUCUGUCCGAAUCCCGGUCACUCCUAGUAAAUACAAAGAAACCCAACCGGUGUUUUUAAGGUACCAGAGCCACACAUGUUUUUCCUUUGGAUGUUUAUAAAACAUAUUCAUGGUAUUUUCUAAGCUCUGGUUUAUUUUUGUUGUGCAUUUAGUUGUUUUUAGUUCCAAUUUAAAGAUAGACAGUUCGACGUAAAAUAUUCACUGAAUCAUCACCUAAUCAGUAAAUUAUGCUGCAAUGACGACUUUGUCGAGAGCUAACUAUGCGCUUAAAUUUGGUCAAUAUUUGUUGCAAAAAAAUAAAUAAAAUUAAGUCUUUAAAAAUUUAGUCCCACUCCUUGAAAAGAAGAAUUCUCAUUUUUAACGUAAAAAUUCUUGACUUUUUUGCCUCAGAAAUCUUAAAGUAGAUUCAGAAUUUCCUAAUAAUUCUUGGGUAUUUAAGACAAAAUUUUAAGAAAAACCCCCCUCAAAAUUCUGACUAAUCCCAGAUUUUUUUCUUCUUCAAAAAGUCUGAGAUUGAAGGAAGAUUUUUGAUUAAUAUUAAUGUAUGAAUUCUUGACUUUUUGCCUCAAAAAUCAGAAUAAAAUAAAAAAAUUGUGUUUAAUCUAAGAAUUUUCAGGUAGGGAAUUACGAGAUUACAGCUAAAUUCUAAGAAACAAAAGGCACAAAUUCCUUUUUAGAAAUUCUCAACUUUUUCCAAUUCCAAGAGUGAAAUUUUGAGCAAAAAUAGUUUUGCCUUAAGUAAAUUUCCCAGAAAAAAACUAAAUUAUUAGAUUAAAUCCAGAAAACUAAAUGUGGAAACUGUCAAAAUCUCAAAAUUGUCUUGUUUCUCUCUUUUUUUUCAAUUUUUGUCAUAAUUUUCAUAUUAAAGUCAGAUUUUUUAGUUAUUGGGCUUUUAUUUCUAGAUUAUAACUUUUAUCUCAAAAUUUUGAGAUUAAACUCAGAAUUCAGGCUUUAAUCUGUUAAAUUGACUAAUUUGAGAUUUUUUUUCCCCUCUCAGAUUAAGUCGUUUUUUCUGUGAUGCUGUUCUGUAGCAAACAUCUCAAGUUAUUUAAUUUUACUUGGAGUUCUAGAAAUGUGUGACACCUUUCUUUUUCUUCUGCGGGUUUCAGACAUUUUAGGUUCAAUCUGAACAAUUUGAUCGCAGGGUUGUUGGGAGAAACUGUGAAUUUCAAAAGCCCAAACUAAACUGUCCAGAUGGACACAUUUGCAUCUUCUUCCGUUUUCACAUCUGAUGUAAACUAUAGGAGCAGCUCUGUACAUAUUAUAUUUCUCUGAAAUGCCAGGUAAACCCUCCAGUAAUAAUGUGCUGGUUUUCUCCAAUAGCUUAGCGAUGCUAACAAGACACCAGUAGGAUUUCUUUAAAAGCCUGUAAAUGUGAACAGAUCCAACUCGACACCAGAUAAAAACCCAAAUGUUAUAUAUCGGCAGUAAAAAGGUGAAUUUGUAGUCAGAAAGGAAUUUAAGUUACAGAAGUUUAAAUAUAUACUUAUGUUGAAACAGGACUAAAUGUUCAAAUUUUCAAUUUGCAUUGCAAAAAAUCUCCAGCGCUCACCCUGUUUUUGUUCACUUUAUAAGUGUGUAUUUAAAAUCCAAUAAACAAGUUUUGAAUUUU